GUCUUCUCGAGUUGUUGCUGUCGUGUCGUUUCCAUGGAUACCAUAAACUUACCACGGUGUCGGGUUGCUUUACACACCAACAAAGCGUCGCUAGUUAAAUCCACAAAUCACGAAAGUAAUAGCCAGUUGUUCAACAUUUAGUCGGGGGUGAGGAAGUCGUAAAGGGGGGAAAAACCCUUAAAAACCAGCAAUGUCUUGGAACUGGAACAAUUACGGAUUGCCAUUUUUACCAGGAUACUCGUUUCGGGAUGUAACGAAGUCAGCCUUCCAUUGUCCACAGACACUCUCAUACAAGAAUGGCUAUGCUCUGCCGCGUCGCCCCACUGUUGGCAUUGGACAGGAGCCUCUUUUGUCAGAGAUGCUGAUCCAGCAGCAGCUCAGUCAGUUGACAUGUGAGAUGCCAGAUAUUACCCACGACUCCUGUGACAAGAGCCCAUCUGAGGACUUCAUCCCAGCUCAUGUGGCCCUUGACAAGAAGGUGCUGCGAUUCUAUGCAUACUUUGAGGAGGAUAUCCUGUUUUCUCCUGAAGAGGUGAACCGUGUGCGUCCAGUGAUAAUUUACUACUACCUUGAAGAUGACAGCAUGUGCAUCAUUGAGCCUAUGGUGGAGAACUCGGGGAUACCACAGGGGAAACGGAUCAAACGGCAGCGUCUGCCCAAGAAUGAACGUGGAGAGCAUUACCAGUGGAAAGACCUCAACCUUGGCAUGGACAUGGAGGUGUAUGGGGUCAAGUACCACAUCACAGACUGUGAUGCUUUUACCAAGGAAUUCAUGGAAAGUGAGGGCAUAGUUCUGAAUGACCCUGAGCCGAUGCCAGUGGAUUCUUACAGCGAACGUCGCAAGAAACCACAGCCUUGCUACACAACACCCUCUGAAUUCGACCACUUGCACCAGUUUCUUACUAUGGACCGCAAGGUGCUCCGUUUCUUUGCCUUGUGGGAUGACACCGACUCCUUGUACGGGGAGACCAAGCCUGUUACCAUCCAGUAUUACCUGGUGGACGACACAGUGGAGGUCAGAGAAGUCUACGGACCCAACAGUGGCCGAGAUCCUUUCCCUGUCCUGAUGCGCAGACAGAGGCUUCCCAAGAAAAUCAAAUCAGAGAACUUCCCCACCUGUGUGCUAGAGGUCUCGAAAGAUGAAGUGGAUGAAUACUACUCACCCAAAGACUUCCAGCUGGGUCAAACCAUUACGCUGCUGGGUCGUCGCUUCCUGCUGCAUGACUGUGAUGCCUUCACCAAAGAGUAUUUCCAGAGGAAUCACCCAGACAUGGACUUGAAACCCAUUGAGGUACCAAAGAAGGUCGACAUGUUUCAGGGCAGGAAGAAGGAGAUUCCUCCCUACAAUGGUUUUGGUUCACUUGAAGACUCUCUCCAGAAUUGUUUGUCUCUAAUUCCCGAACCUCCCAAGAAGAAUUUAUUAAAGAUCCUGGAAAACGACCACAAAGUUUUGCGCUACAGCGCCACACUGGAUUCUCAGAAUCCCCAAGAUGAAGGCCGACGUUUUAUACUGUCCUACUUCCUGUCCAAUGAUAUGAUCAGUAUUUUUGAAAAGCCCACUCGCAACUCUGGUAUAAUCGGUGGCAAGUUCCUGGAAAAGACACGUGUCCCCAAGCCGAACUCUACGCUGGAAAAUCCUGAGUUCUACUCACCUGCAGACUUUGCUAUUGGAGCCGUUGUGGAAGUUUUCAGCCACCGCUUUAUUUUGACUGAUGCUGACCAGUACGUCCUUACAUACCUGGAGUCCAUCUCAAGUCAGAUCCCUUCUCAGACGCUGGAUUCUUUGCGUCAGAAGCUCAGUGUGGAAACAAAUAACCAGCCACGUAACCAAAAAGUGCAAUCAGAAAUAACACCCUCCUCUUGAAUUGUCUGCAGGUGGGUGCCACUGCUUAUGAACAGAGAAUAUACAGUAGUUUAUGCCCAUAUCUCUUUCUUUAUCAGGUGAUGAAGUAUCAGAGCAGCCUUUGUGUCAGGGAAGGCUCUUUCCACUCUUACUUCUAAUAGUUUUAGCAUUUUGUU
Molecule: messenger RNA, 2019 nt
Organism: Monopterus albus (swamp eel)
Lineage: Eukaryota; Metazoa; Chordata; Actinopteri; Synbranchiformes; Synbranchidae
Gene: efhc1
Product: EF-hand domain (C-terminal) containing 1
Exons: 9
Coding region: 191-1864 (557 amino acids)
Biological process (GO): mitotic spindle organization; cilium-dependent cell motility; mitotic cytokinesis
Cellular component (GO): mitotic spindle; axoneme
Molecular function (GO): alpha-tubulin binding
Source: RefSeq, a predicted model, not a curated record